AUGCCACACUCGGUCACAUCAGAUGCCCCGACGCCACCGAAUGGCACAGACUCGACUAUGACCGACGCGACCGCCCAGAACGGCGACAGCCAGGCCGCCAGUGCUGGCAACCCCGACGAUGUAGCAAUGGCCGGAGCCGAUACAGAUGCGUCCAAUGCAGAAGGGUCGAAGGAGGUCAAGCUGGAGGAACUGUUCGCAGAUGUAGACUCAGACGACGAGUUUCCGAGCUCGAGGCCCGCAGAGCAGAAGACACCGUCGAGUAGCUCGCCCGAAACGCCGUCAUCGCCAGAGAACAAUGGCCCCUCGCUAUCAGCCUCAGACCCGGAGCUCAUGCGCACAUUCUACCAGCGCCUGUUCCCCUGGCGGCAGCUGUUCCAGUGGCUGAACCACAGCCCGACGCCGACCAACGACUUUGGCCACCGCGAGUUCGCCUUCACGCUGCAGAACGACGCCUACCUGCGGUACCAAUCCUUUCCGACGGCCGACCUGCUGCGCAAGGACGUGCUCCGCCUGCUGCCCUCGCGAUUCGAGAUCGGCCCCGUCUACAGCACCAACCCGCGCGACCGCAAGACCCUGCGUAACAGCGCCGCCUUCAAGCCCCUGUCUAAGGAGCUGUGCUUCGAUAUCGAUCUGACGGACUACGACGAGAUCCGUACCUGCUGCGACAAGGCCAAUAUCUGCGACAGCUGCUGGCGCUUCAUGGUCAUGGCCAUCAAGGUCUUGGAUGCCGCCCUCCGCGAGGACUUUGGCUUCCGUCACAUCCUGUGGGUCUACUCGGGAAGGCGAGGCGCUCACGCCUGGGUCUGCGACAAGAAGGCCCGCACCAUGGACGAUCAGAAACGCCGUGCCAUUGCCGGCUAUCUGGAGGUCGUCAAGGGAAGCAGUCAGGGGGGCAAGAAGGUCAAUCUGCGGAGGCCACUGCAUCCGCAUUUGAGCCGGUCCCUCGACAUCCUCGCCCCACACUUCCAGACUGACGUGCUCGCGGAGCAGGACCCGUGGGCGUCGGAAGAGCGGUCCGACAAGCUGCUGGCGCUGCUGCCGGACAAGAACCUCAACGCGUCGCUGGGGGCCAAGUGGGCGAGCUCGCCGGAGCGGGCCUCGACGGCCAAGUGGGCCGACAUCGACGCCGUGGCCAAGGCGGGCGGGCUGGCCAAGGACCAGGCCGACGCGCCGCGCCGGCUGCUCGAGGCCAAGCAGGACAUAGUGCUCGAGUACACGUACCCGCGCCUCGACAUCGAGGUCUCCAAGAAGCUCAACCAUCUGCUCAAGUCGCCCUUCGUCGUCCACCCGGGCACCGGCCGCGUCUGCGUCCCCAUCGACACCCGCGACCCCGACGCCCUCGACGCCUUCAGCCCCCUCGGCGUGCCCACGGUGCAGGGUCUGCUGGCCGAGAUCGACCGCUGGUCUGGCGGUGGUGGUGGCGACGACGAAAAUGACGGCGACGAGGCCGGCGCUGAGGUGAAGCAGGAGGCCGGGGCUAAGAGCAUGCAGGACUGGGAGAAGACGAGCCUGAAGCCGUAUGUGGAAUACUUCCGUAGUUUUGUUGUGGGGCUCAUGAAGGACGAGCGGGAUCCUAGAGUCAAGCGCGAGAGGGAGGAGGAUGGGAGCAUGGAAUUCUGA
Neoarthrinium moseri is the source of this 1620-nucleotide messenger RNA. RefSeq lists its product as uncharacterized. NCBI's taxonomy places the organism in Eukaryota, Fungi, Ascomycota, Sordariomycetes, Amphisphaeriales, Apiosporaceae. Gene Ontology annotation, cellular component: alpha DNA polymerase:primase complex. The record is from RefSeq and is a predicted model, not a curated record. The transcript is spliced from 3 exons. The coding region runs from base 1 to 1620 and encodes 539 amino acids. Gene Ontology annotation, biological process: DNA replication, synthesis of primer.